Molecule: messenger RNA, 1044 nt
Organism: Vicia villosa (hairy vetch)
Lineage: Eukaryota; Viridiplantae; Streptophyta; Magnoliopsida; Fabales; Fabaceae
Exons: 1
Coding region: 1-1044 (347 amino acids)
Source: RefSeq, a predicted model, not a curated record
AUGCAAGAGUCCACAGAGUCAAAUAGGCAAGUGGUUAAUCAGCUAACUCGCCUAUGUAAUUUCUUGGGGGAACCUCAAACGCUUGGUCAACAGGCUCCUCAAACAGAUAGGCUCAAUGUUGUAACCAUACAACCAGGGGUAGAUCUAGCAGAAGAUAAAAUAGUACAACAAUGUCAAAUUCCCAGGCCUCAUCCAAACCUAGGUGGAGUAAGGGAAAGACGCCAACCAGUAAUGUUGGUGGGUCGACAACAAGACACUGAUCAGAUUGUCGAUCAAUAUCGACAAGAAGAGACAGCGAUAGAGAACAAUCUGACAACAGUUGUCGAAAGAAUUCUGGCCAGAAAUGAAAUGUAUACUUCAUUACAAAGGCCAACAUAUUCUUCCCUGUUAGCUGAGUACAUUGUACAAACGGAAAACCCUAGAGGUUGGAAAAUACCUAAGUAUACCAAGUUUGGGGGAGAAACAGGAGAGUCGACCGUCAAACAUAUAGCUAGAUAUCUCACAGAGUCGGGGGAUAUGGCAAACAAUGAAAGCCUAAGAGUGAAGCAUUUUCCUUCAUCCCUCACUAAGGCGGCAUUCACGUGGUUUACCACUCUGCCCCCUAAAUCUAUAGACUCAUGGUAUAAAUUGGAAAAACUCUUCCAUGAACAAUUUUAUGAGGGACAUUCGAAAAUUAGUUUAGUUGAAUUGUCGAAUAUCAAGAUAAGGUUUGCUAAGACCAUAGAUGACUGUGAAAACAGGUUUAGGUCAUUGAAGGCAAAGUGUUUUACGCAGGUGCCCGAACAUGAACUUGUUCAAAUGGCUGCGGGGGGUUUAGAUUAUUCCAUCAGGAAGAAAAUAGACCCGACAUUUGUCAAAAGUAUGUCACAACUGACUGAUAGGGUUCAACACCUUGAACGUCUACGCUUAGAAAAAGUUAGACAUACCAAGACUAAGGCUAAGAAAGAAAAAGUAGCCUAUGUCGAUUAUGAUGAUACAAAUCCUAUGAAAUCGAUUUCCAUAUAUGGUAAAUCAAUUUCCAUGAAGCGUUGUGAACAUUUUUAA